Messenger RNA from Cyprinodon variegatus (sheepshead minnow), 4941 nucleotides. RefSeq names its product protein tyrosine phosphatase, receptor type G (gene ptprg). The coding region runs from base 627 to 4838 and encodes 1403 amino acids. The record is from RefSeq and is a predicted model, not a curated record. Gene Ontology annotation, biological process: protein dephosphorylation. Lineage: Eukaryota; Metazoa; Chordata; Actinopteri; Cyprinodontiformes; Cyprinodontidae. Gene Ontology annotation, molecular function: protein binding; protein tyrosine phosphatase activity. The transcript has 29 exons.
ACACACGCGCAGCCUGUCCGGGUAGGAUGGGAGCAGAGCAGUAGCCACAUAUCCGCGCGCGCCUGACCGCUAACACUACUUCCUGGACCCAAAAAGAAUGGGACAUUUUCAGCAACACCUUUCCUCUCCAACCUCCGUCUCGCCGACGCCGCGGAUAAUCACUUCAUAAUGCUUUUGCAUGAUCAAUAAUAUCCGACCACUUUUUUUCCUCUGUAGUUAACGACAGCGAUUGAUUGCCGAUUGACUCUUCCCCCCCCCUUUUUUUUCUCCCUACACCUCGGGAAUGUCGCUAUGUGGAAGCCCGCUGCAGACACUCCAACAACCACCGAUUCUGAAUUGUUUUCGCCUCUUGCCUGCUCGCCUCUUUAUUCCUCGAAGCUAAUGAGAGCACCCCGCUCCGGAGGCGAGUAAAUCUGGCUUAUUUUUAAUAAAAACACUGACUGUAUCCUGUGACCGUCAAAGCGUUUCUGUACUUUGAUGCUCUCUGCCUUCGUGGCCGCCGUGACAACUUCGGCUUUAGUGUGUGCGUGAUUCUUUCUAAAGGACAAGAAGAGGAGAGGGGGUAAAAAAAGGACUAACUUAAUCACCCGUUGCCUUUUCUUGUUGCUCUCGAUGAGUAUUCUAACAUGCGGAAAAUACGGGAACCGAGUCACUGGUGGAUUUUAACCCUGCUGUUUUUAACCUUGCCCGAAAACAAAGACUGUCAGCCCGUUGCAUCGGGUGACCAACCUCGCUUCACUGGAGGCAGCCGUCCUGGGAGCACAGGCGUAAUGAGGGAGAGGAGGACAGCUGGUGACCCCUACUGGUCCUAUUCAGGAAGCCAUGGGCCUCGAGCCUGGGCAACCUCUUACCCAGAGUGUGCUGCAAAGAACCAAUCACCUGUGGAUAUUGCUGAUGAGCAAGCUUUGGUGCUGGACGAGUACCAGGAGCUAGAGCUCGACAAGUUUAACAUUGAGUCGUCCAACCAGACAACCAUGAAAAACACUGGAAAGACAGUGGCUGUGCUCCUGAAGGAUGACUACUUUGUAAGAGGUGCUGGACUGCCAGGGCGUUUUAAGGCUGAGAAGAUGGAGUUUCACUGGGGCCAGAGUAAUGGAUCAGCAGGCUCAGAGCACAGCAUAAAUGGCAGAAGGUUCCCCGUAGAGAUGCAGAUCUACCUUUACAAUUCAGACGACUUUGACAGCCUCAGCGCCGCCAUCAAGGAAAGACGCAUUAUUGCUGCCAUGGCUGUGUUCUUUGAGCUUGGGCAAAAAGACAACCCAGCUGUGGACCCAAUCAUCCAGGGAUUGAAAGGAGUAGUGCAUCAUGAAAAGGAGACCAACCUCAGGUCAUUCAUCUUGAGGGAUCUGCUGCCGUCGUCAGUGGACAGUUAUUACCGAUACACUGGCUCCUUGACCACUCCGCCCUGCAGCAAAGUAGUGGAGUGGAUCAUCUUCUCCAGGCCUGUGUAUUUGUCCCACUCACAGCUGGAUGCUUUUUACUCCAUCUUCACCACGGAACAACAGGACCACGUCAAGUCUGUGGAGUACCUGACAAACAACUUCAGGCCCCUGCAAGACUUGAACAAUAGGAAGAUUUUUAAGUCGGCUGUGAAAGAUGCAUGGCAGAAAGAUUUGACUGAGAUAUUAGGAAGCCCACACAGCACUGAGGCCUCUAGAGUGUGCAGCAGUGCCCCAGUGAGCAUGAAAAUCCAGCCGUUGAACGAGUCGGCCUUGAUGGUGAGCUGGGAACGGCCCCUUACUAUCUACCACCCACCCAUCACUAGCUACAUGGUCUCAUACAGCUGGGUGAAACGGGAUGUGGCAGACGAAAAAACUUUCAUAAAGAUGGGUGACCAAAGCAUGAAAGCGGUCAUUACUAACGUCUCCCCGGACCUACUCUACCUGUUCAAGGUGCAGGCAGUGUGUCAGCACGACCUCCGCAGUGACUUUAGCCAGAAUCUGCUGUUCAGAGCAAAUACAACAAGGAUAUUUGAAGGCUCUCGCAUUGUGAAGACUGGAAUGCCCACAGGAUCUCCAGCGUCAUCAGCAGAUAUGGCUCCAAUAAGCUCUGGUUCGUCCACCUGGACAUCCUCUGGUAUCCACUUCUCCCUGGUCUCUAUGGCCACCGGCAUGGGCCCCUCGUCCAGUGGCAGUCAGGCCACUGUAGCAUCAGUGGUGACCAGCACCUUGUUGGCAGGCUUGGGUGUUGGCGGAGGGGUUAUCUCCUCUUUGCCCAGCUCUGUCUGGCCAACACAGACACCUCCUGCCCCUCAGAACCCGACACAUCCAUCCACCCCGCCUUCGAAGCCCAGCACUGAGCAAGCCACUCAUGGGGCUGAGAGUGAGAAGCAGGCUGAGGACAAACAGGCCUCCGGUGAGGGGGAGGAGGAAGAGGAAGAGAACGGUGAAAAUGGAGAGGAAGAAGAGGAAGAAGAGGAAGGAAAAAAGAAAAAGGACAAGAAUUCACCUGAUAACGAGAAGCAGGCAAACAACACUGUGUCCGAAGAGCCUUUAAUCCCUACCCCCGCAUCCACAGCCAAAGAGAAAGGAAAGGGCAGUCCAACAGCCACAGCCCCUGCAAGUGCUGGUGAUGACUGCUUGGUAAACAAGGAGAAGAGACCCACAGCAGUAAACACAGUCUCCACUCAGGAGCCACGGAAUGACAGCGCUGAGAUGCAGAUUCCUCAGAGCUCCACUGUAGCUCCAAAGAAUAAAAGUGAUGGAAAGGGUCACUGGCCUUUUCUGGUCCACACUGAUCAAACUGUCUUGUCCAACGUGACGCGGACCCCUCACCCAGGAAUGGGCAGGAUGGUGUGGAUCGUGCCCCUGGUGGUGGUGUCUGCUCUCACUCUGCUGUGCCUCAUCAUGCUGCUAAUCGUGAUGGUCUACUGGAGGAGAUUUUUCCAGACGGCUCAUUUCUAUGUGGAGGAGAGCAGCUCCCCACGGGUGGUGGCCAAUGAGACCAUCCCAAUCAUCCCAAUACCAGAUGAUAUGGAUGCCAUUCCUGUGAAGCAGUUUGUUAAACAUGUCAUGGAGCUCUACAAAAGCAACAUGCAAGGUUUUGCAGAAGAGUUCGAGGAGGUCCAGCGCUCCACAGUCGACUUAAAAAUCACCGCAGAACAUUCCAAUCAUCCUGACAACAAGCACAAAAACAGAUACAUCAACAUUGUAGCCUAUGACCACAGCAGGGUGAAAUUGCGAGCUUUGGCGGGGAAAGACGCCAAACAUUCAGAUUACAUCAAUGCCAACUAUGUUGAUGGCUACAACCGUCCCAGGGCUUAUAUAGCUGCUCAGGGUCCUCUCAAGUCUACGUUCGAGGACUUCUGGAGGAUGGUGUGGGAGCAGAACACCGGGAUCAUUGUCAUGAUAACCAACCUGGUGGAAAAAGGGAGGAGGAAAUGCGACCAGUAUUGGCCAACAGAGAACAGCGAGCAGUACGGAAACAUUGUGGUGACGCUGAAAAGCACCAAAGUGCACGCCUGCUACACAUUGCGCCGCUUUCUCAUAAGGAAUACAAAAGUUAAAAAGGGUCAGAAGGGGAACCAGAAAGGGAAGCUAAAUGAGCGGAUUGUGGUCCAGUAUCAUUACACUCAGUGGCCUGACAUGGGAGUACCUGAGUACACCCUCCCUGUCCUCACUUUCAUUAACCGCUCCUCAGCAGCUCGUACUGCAGAUAUGGGUCCCGUCCUGGUGCACUGCAGUGCUGGGGUCGGACGCACGGGAACGUACAUCGUCAUCGACAGCAUGCUGCAACAAAUCAAGGACAAAAGCACAGCCAGUGUCCUGGACUUUCUCAAACAUAUACGCACACAACGCAACUACCUAGUCCAGACUGAGGAGCAGUAUGUUUUUAUCCACGACGCGCUGAUGGAGGCCAUCCUCAGCAGGGAGACGGAGGUGCCAGCCUGGAAGCUGCAUGGCUACGUUAACAGCAUCCUGACGCCCAACUCUGCUGGCCGCACACGGCUGGAGAAGCAGUUCAGGCUGCUGAGUCAAUGCAACACGCGCUUCGUCGAGUGCUUCAGCGCACACAAAGACUGCAACAAGGAAAAGAACCGCAACUCGUCUGUGGUUCCCUCGGAAAGAGCAAGGGUUGGACUCACCACUCUGCCUGGCAUGAAAGGAACAGAUUACAUUAAUGCAUCCUACAUAAUGGGCUACUACCGGAGUAAUGAGUUCAUUAUUACCCAGCAUCCUUUGCCCCACACCACCACAGACUUCUGGAGGAUGAUUUGGGACCACAAUGCUCAGAUUAUCGUCAUGCUGCCUGAUAACCAGGGGCUGGCCGAGGAUGAAUUUGUUUACUGGCCGAGCCGAGAGGAGGCCAUGAACUGCAUCGCCUUCACUGUAACUCUCAUCAGUAAGGACAGACUGUGCCUCUCCAAUGAGGAGCAAAUCAUCAUCCAUGACUUCAUCUUGGAGGCCACGCAGGAUGAUUAUGUUCUGGAGGUGAGACACUUUCAGUGCCCCAAAUGGCCAAACCCGGACGCUCCUCUCAGCAGCACCUUUGAGCUCAUCAGCGUCAUCAAGGAAGAAGCCAUGACCCGAGAUGGCCCCACAAUUGUGCACGAUGAGUGCGGAGCGGUGUCAGCGGGGAUGCUCUGCGCCCUCACCACGCUGUCCCAGCAGCUGGAGAGCGAGGGAGUCGUCGACAUCUAUCAGGUGGCCAAGAUGAUCAAUCUCAUGAGGCCAGGGGUCUUCACUGAUAUAGAGCAGUACCAGUACCUUUACAAAGCCAUGCUGAGCCUGGUCAGCAACAGAGAGUGCAGCCUGAGUCCCACUCACACGGACACUAACGGGGUGGUGGUGAUUGCAGAUGAGUCGGACCCUGCGGAGAGCAUGGAGUCGCUCGUCUGAGGACGUCCCUGCAGGCACUUAAUUUGUAAAAAAAAAAAAAAAAAAAUUAACAACCAAUCCAAGAACUAUACUGAGGCCUUUUUUGCCAGACUAUUGAUUAAAC